GAGAGGGAAAUGAACUGCACUGGUUGCACUCAUGGUCAAUUGUGCUGUGUGACAGUAGAACCAAAUCAAUGUGUUGAUGAAUGUGAUGGUAAUUGCCGUGCCGAUAUUUGCGAUGACAAUGAGAGGGAAAUGAACUGCACUGGUUGCACUCAUGGUCAAGUGUGCUGUGUGAGAGAGGAGAAAAAUCAAUGUGUUGAUGAAUGUCAUGGUAAUUGCCGUGCCAAAAAAUGUAAUCGGAAGGAGAUUGAAGUAAACUGUGUUGGCUGCACUUAUGGUCAAGUGUGCUGUGUGAGAGAGGAGAAAAAUCAAUGUGUUGAUGAAUGUCACGGUAAUUGCCGUGCAAAAAAAUGUAAUCGGAAGGAGAUUAUAGUAAACUGUGCUGGCUGCACUUAUGGUCGAGUGUGCUGUGUGAGAGAGGAGCCAAAUCAAUGUGUCGCUGAAUGUCAUGGUAUUUGCCGUGCCAAGCGAUGCAAUAGGAACGAGAAUGAGGCGGACUGCACUGGUUGCACUCACGGUCGAGUGUGCUGUGUUGAAGAAAAUGUAAUCGGAAGGAGAUUAAGGUGGACUGCAUUGGUUGCACCCAUGGUCGAGUGUGCUGUGUGAAAGUAGCAUAAUCAUGAAUGGGA
Molecule: messenger RNA, 626 nt
Organism: Saccoglossus kowalevskii
Lineage: Eukaryota; Metazoa; Hemichordata; Enteropneusta; Harrimaniidae
Source: RefSeq, a predicted model, not a curated record